Loa loa (African eye worm) is the source of this 342-nucleotide messenger RNA. RefSeq lists its product as hypothetical. The transcript has a single exon. The record is from RefSeq and is a predicted model, not a curated record. Lineage: Eukaryota; Metazoa; Nematoda; Chromadorea; Rhabditida; Onchocercidae. The annotation marks the transcript as partial.
CUGUAUAGAAUUUUAAUUUGUUGCAAAGCGAUUAUUCAUUUUUUGAUAUUUCAUCAAAUAAUGGACAUGUCUUUUAUCAAUUACUUUUUUACUUAUUAUUUUUUACUUACUGCUUUUUAUUUACUACUUUUUACUUACUACUUUUUACUUAUUACUCUUCACUUAUUACUUUUUACUUGCUAUUUUUCACUUAUUACUUUUUACUUACUGCUUUUUACUUAUUACUUUUUACUUACUGCUUUUUACUUAUUACUUUUUACUUAUUACUUUUUGCUUACUACUCUUUACUUAUUACUUUUCACUUACUACUUUUACUUAUUACUUUUUACUUGCUACUUUCUA